Messenger RNA from Prorocentrum cordatum, 1468 nucleotides. NCBI's taxonomy places the organism in Eukaryota, Dinophyceae, Prorocentrales, Prorocentraceae. The record is from the annotation of a GenBank genome assembly.
AUGUUCCAGCAGCUCACCGAGGGCAGCGCCAGCCCGUCGAUGAGCUACGAGGACCUCGCCGGGCCUGCCGCCGCCCUCCCUGCCGAGCCGGCGUUCUCGCGCGCCUGCGACGCCCACGGCUUCCAGGGCAGCAAGCGUAAGGUGUUCCACGAGGCUUUGGACAUCGAUGGACUUGGAGAGAUCUCCAUAAAGGACAUGGCCUUCCUGGAGCAGGACACCUUCAAGCGCAGGGUGGCCACAGACAUGAGCUUCAACAUGGGCCUCGCGUCGGCGAAGGCCCAGCAGAAGAUCGUGAGGCGCCGGACACGCCGCAUGCAGCUCGCUCAGGAGUCCGCAGUCAACAUGUUCAGGCAGAGGGUGCGUGCCGAAGCUGGCGGGUCCUUCAUCCGCGGCUGGCGGCGGUUCAUGGACCACUCUGGCAACCUAUGCGUCUCCAAGGUGUCGCUCCUGAAGGGCUGCAGGAAGGUCGCGUUUGCCGGCGACUCCGUGGCGCUCUGGAAAGGCCUGGACCUCGACGACAGCGGCGCCAUCGAGCUACACGAGGUGGAGCCAGGCCUGGCGCUGGCGCUGGCGCGGUUCAAGAGGUGGGCGGUGCCGAAGCUCGGCGGCUGCACGGAGGCCGUGCAGAAGCUGGGCGAAUCCAUGGGCCUGGGCCAGCGCGGGGCCGCCCUGAAGCUGAGCGUCGACGACCUGGCCGCGUCGCUGCGCUCCAGCGGCUUCCCCGGCGUGCCCGGGCUGCCCGACAGGGCGGCCGCUGCGCUGCUCCACGAGGCUUUCGACCUACGGGGCGUCGGCAGCAUCAACGGCCAGGACGCCGCGUUCCUGGAGCGAUGGGAUCCCGCCCCCUGGCUGUGGACUGACCCGGACGAGGUCCAGAAGGACCACUUCAUCUCCCUGCUGCGGCAGCGCUAUGGGAGUCUGCUGGUGGCCUGGAGGAGAAUUGACGGGAGGGUUUCCAACAGAGUGUCCUACAAGGAGUUCACCGACGCCUGCAAGGCGCACCGGUUCCAGAGCCUAAACGUGACUGGCAUUUGGGCGGCGCUGGACACCCAGAUCAGCGGAUUCAUUUCCCUGAGAGACCUGGACAAGGAGUCGGCCGACGUCCUCAUGAGAUUCAAGGAUUGGGCUGAAGGCGUGUUCGGCAACCUCCAAUUCGCUUUCAAAGUGAUGGACGAGAAGAAGGCGAACGCCUUGUCCUACGCCAGAUUUAGAAAGGCGCUGCAGGAUUACGGGUACAGGGGCGACGCCAAGGUGCUCUUCGAGAGCCUGAAGCCGGGCGGAGGGGACCAGCGCCGCAGGGACGUGCGGCUGACCCUGGAGGACCUGAUGUACCUCUCCUCGUUGCGCACCGACCUCGCGGGCUUCGGGGAGCCGGGCAAUGGGAGGUUCUCGAGGAGGGGCUCUCGGAGCUCUCGGAGGCCGUCGGUGCAGCCCGGAUGCGCGCACACCCAGGAGUCGUUCGCGGAUG